Molecule: messenger RNA, 1116 nt
Organism: Peronospora farinosa
Lineage: Eukaryota; Oomycota; Peronosporomycetes; Peronosporales; Peronosporaceae
Source: the annotation of a GenBank genome assembly
AUGCCGUCGUCCAAGAGUGCGUUCCUGGUGCUUGCGGCCUUUGUUUUGACCUCUUAUGGCGCACAAGCCGAGCCUGUGACUCUAACUGAAGCUACUUUUGAUCACCAAACAAGUACUGGUGUAUGGUUUAUUAAAUUCUAUGCACCAUGGUGUAGCCAUUGCAAGAAACUCGCGCCUUUAAUCGAUGAACUCUCGACGACUGACAGUCUCUCGGAUACGAACGUAAACGUGGCAAAAGUGGAUUGUACCAUGGAACAAAGUGUCUGUGAACGCUUUAGUGUUGGCUCGUACCCUACCCUCAAGGUCAUAGCUGAUGGGAAAUCGUACGACUACAAUAAUCGUCGAGAUGUGCCCCAUAUGGUCGCAUUUGUAACUGAAGGUUAUAAAAAAGAGUUUGGAGAGCCUGUCUUGAGCUAUACAGAGUUUAUUGAGCAACGGAAAGCUGCAGUGAUUGAACAAGAGGAGAAUGAACGCAAGAGUGCAGUUGUACACGUUACUACGACUUUGUUUGAAGAACAAGUACUGAAUAGUAAAGAACCAUGGCUCAUUAAGUUUUAUGCUCCAUGGUGUGGCCAUUGCAAACGUUUGGCACCUACUUGGAACAAAUUGAGUCGGACAUUGAAGGAGAAUGACAGCAAGACAAAGGUCGCGAAAGUAGACUGCACCGUUCAUCGUCGAGUGUGCUCACGCUUUGGUGUAAAUGGCUACCCAUCCCUCUUCUAUAUCAAUGAUGGACAAGUGUAUAGAUACAAGGGCGGACGCUCGCUCCCUGCAUUCCUUGACUUUGUGGAGAGCGGCUGGAAGACGGCAGAAUCGACUGGCCCCGUGCCGGAGGAAGGCUUCUUUUCCAAAAUUGUGGACAUUGUCAUUGAGUGGGCUUCUGAACACACAAUCCUGGCUGUCUUGGCAGGUAUCUUGGCGAUCGCCAUUAUUGUGGCCAUCUUGGUGGCUGUGUUGGACUACUGGCUUGGCGUAGAUGAUGUUGGACAGUACAAGAAGGUACUUGACGAGAAGGAAGAAGAAGCGAAGGAAGAUGGAGAGAAUGAGCAACUCCCGCCUCGUGUGCCGUCUGCGUCGGAGGCCAAGAAGUCGGGUCAGAAGCCCAAGGACGAGUAA